Balearica regulorum gibbericeps (East African grey crowned-crane) is the source of this 766-nucleotide messenger RNA. NCBI's taxonomy places the organism in Eukaryota, Metazoa, Chordata, Aves, Gruiformes, Gruidae. The record is from RefSeq and is a predicted model, not a curated record.
CCAUUCUUAUGUUGGCCCAGAUUACAGCGUGCAAAAGAACACUGGAAAAAUUUCUCUAGAACAGAUCGAUGCUCUUGCUGUGAAAUCAUUCCCUCUUUGCAUGCGCCAGUUGCACAAAGCCCUACGUGAUAACCAUCACCUCCGUCACGGAGGCCGUAUGCAAUAUGGAUUGUUCUUAAAAGGCAUCGGCUUGACUCUGGAACAGGCACUGGAAUUUUGGAAGAAAGAAUUUAUUAGAGGAAAAGUUGAUGCAGACAAGUUUGACAAAGGAUAUGCUUACAGCAUUCGCCACAGCUAUGGGAAAGAAGGAAAGAGGACUGAUUAUACCCCGUACAGCUGCAUGAAGAUUAUCAUGUCCAAUCCUCCAAGUCAAGGGGAUUAUCAUGGGUGCCCAUUCCGCCACAGUGAUCCUGAGCUAUUGAAGCAGAAGCUGCAGUCAUACAAGAUCCCUCCCAGUGGAAUAACUCAGAUCCUGGAAUUGGUGAAGGGCAUGCAUUACCAGCUGGCCUGUCAGAAGUACUUUGAGCUGACGCAUGAUGUUGAUGACAUUGGAUUUUCUCUGAAUCAUCCUAAUCAGUAUUUUACAGAGAGUCAAAGGCUCUUAAGUGGUGGUAGAGAACUGAAGAAGGAACUAAAUAAUUCAGGAAACUCUCAACAAAAAAGUAAUAGUCAGGAAAGCAUGAAUUCAAAUUCAACUCCCACCUCUUCAAGUACAACAGCUGAUGCAGAACUGGAGGGACUGGAGGCAUACUUCACUGAAGACUAA